Rhizopus microsporus ATCC 52813 is the source of this 729-nucleotide messenger RNA. RefSeq lists its product as uncharacterized. NCBI's taxonomy places the organism in Eukaryota, Fungi, Mucoromycota, Mucoromycetes, Mucorales, Rhizopodaceae. The record is from RefSeq and is a predicted model, not a curated record. The transcript has a single exon. The coding region runs from base 221 to 613 and encodes 130 amino acids.
AAGAGAGAGAGAGAGACAACAAAAUCAAGAACAAAAAAAGAGAGAAAGAUGGAGGAUGAAACGCCUGGAAGAUGCUUAGUUUAGAUAAUAGGUAUAGUCACCAUGGUGAUGGUAGUUAGUGACACGAUCACCUACAAAAACAGAAGAGAUCCCCACCUUUUUUUUAUUUUUCUUUUUCUUUUGUUAUUCAUAUUUUUAUGCUGGACAUAAGAAGAAAAGAAUGACUAAUAACCAUAGCGAAAGUACAACGAUUGUUAUCGAUAAAAGAUCCUCAUUAUCAGCAAGGGCGAGCAAGAUUCCUCAAAAGAUCGUUCAAUCGUCUUCCAGUUUAUUAUUUUCACUUCGACCCUCUAUUAGUACCAACAAUAACAGUGACAGUAGUAACACCUUGGGAACCAAUGAAGGAUUCACAAAGAAACUGGGCAAUAUAUUGUUUGGUAGUCCACGUGAAACAUCUUCCUCGACUUUACAACCACCCACAAAUAAUAAUACUCAAUCCAGAUUAUAUUACUCUUCUUCUCUGUCUAAGCUAACCAACCGUAAACUAAGACAUACCUUAGAUAUACCAAAACGACAACAAGAAGAAAAACAAGUAAAAAAAAAGAUCAACUAAUGUGUACCUUUUCUAAACAUAGUCCGAUAGCCUAUUACAUAUAUAUUUAGUAAUCGUAAUAAUAACAAUCACAGCAGCAGUAGUAGUAGCAGCAGUAGUAAUAGUAAUAAUAAUAA